Molecule: messenger RNA, 2573 nt
Organism: Vigna radiata var. radiata (mung bean)
Lineage: Eukaryota; Viridiplantae; Streptophyta; Magnoliopsida; Fabales; Fabaceae
Product: transcription repressor OFP1
Exons: 1
Coding region: 973-2088 (371 amino acids)
Biological process (GO): negative regulation of DNA-templated transcription
Molecular function (GO): DNA binding
Source: RefSeq, a predicted model, not a curated record
AAAGAGACAAGGUACGUGAAGAGUUUGCCAUGAAAAUGAUGGAUAGAAUUACUAAGAGUCUUGACUAUAUAACAAGACCCAUGUUCUUGUUUCCCUAAGCUUACAGAAGCAAUCAUAAGAAAGAAUAUAUUAAAAAAGCAGAGUAAUCCAAAAUUGCACAAUCUAUCCAUUAGAUGGGCCACUGGGAUUUUUCUAUAUUGGAUGCAUGUAUUCCUGACCCACGCAACAAAGUUCCAAUUCCGAAAGCUUCUUUCUUUUCCCUGCCCCUCCAAUUCUUUUCGGCACAGUUAUCUCUUGUGUGUUCCUUUUCCCUUUCUCGUCAGAACAAUUUUUUAACCAAAACCACAUUGCUUGCUGGUUGCAAUGAGCCAAUGAACUUUCUGCAAAAUAGCAUCUCCUAUUCCACUCACAAAAGUAUAGGGCUUUUACUUUACAUUGAGGACAUAACAGAUUGGUCUGGCUCAUAUUUUUCUCUAUUAGUGUUAGAGCCUGCACUCAGGUCUAAAGAGUGGUGGGGAAAACACUCCAAAUACUGCAUGGGCCACCCCAAAUUGUUGUUUUCCUAUGAAGAUAUCUGUUAGCAUGCAAUCUACUUGGGAAUCAAUCACAUACAUUGAAGGGUAUUUUAAAUCACCUUUGUGAUCCUUUUCAGUAGUAGUAAAAAGAAGAGAACAUGUUGUUUUUUGUUUUUUUGGAUUAGGUAACAGUCAUUCACCAAUUACCACAUCAGCCCCCACUAAUUUUCAUUUUUGUCAACCUUUUUCCUCCCUUGUGGACCCCAGUUUUCCAAAAGUCUCAUUUCUCUUGUAUUUAUCUCACACUACCACGAGUGCUAAGCCAAAGACACAGAUGGACUUACCAGAAGUGUUGUCAUUCCUCAUUCAUCAUACAGAGAACUAGAAACCACAGCUUCUUCAACACAACACAGAGAGAGAGAGAGAGGGAGAGAGAGUGAAACAUAGACACAGAGGGAUGGGUAACAACAGGUUCAAAUUAUCAGACAUGAUCCCCAAUGCCUGGUUCUACAAACUCAAGGACAUGGGAAAAGCAAGAAAGCAAACCCCAUCUCAGUCCAAGAAGAAAAAACAACCUUUACCAGCCUCAAGCGCACCAUUAUCAAAACCAAAACAACCCCACCAAUUCAAUCCCAGAAAGUCUUACUACUUCACAAGGGAGCUUAACCCAAAUGAUAGAAUCUACAGCUCACCUGCAAAUAACCAAAAUGCCAAAUGCAACAAUUCCCCUGAAGCCCCCAGAAAAUCAUCCAAACAAAGACUCAAGAGAAGAACUGCAAGGACUUCUUCACCUAAGCUUGCUGUUGCCGCUAACAAUGACAACUCCUCAUCACCACAUGAUAGCUCUGCCGAAUCAGAGUAUCCUGACCCAGAAUUCAGAACAGACCGUGUUCUUGCCACUGAAGCAUUAGAUCAAACGGUUUCUUGGUCCAACUCUUUAGCCUGCAAGGUACACUCCGACGCCAAGGACAUCAUCAUUGAAGUAGACAACAAUUCCACAGAAAGAAAAGACGAUAAGCUAGAAGGGUAUGAAUAUGAUUCCUUCUCGGACCUCGUGCUUCCACCAAUUGUGACCAAGCCUCCAAAAUUCGAUGACUUGCUGAGUGAUGCCAAGAAGAAAGAAACCAAAAUGGAUGGAGCAGAAGAACCAAACCUGAAGGGACCGCUAAGAGUUAAAAUUGUGAAGGAAGGCACUGCACCAAUGAAGGAACAUAAGAACACCCCUGGUAGGAGAUUCUCUGUGAGCUCUUCUCCAGGGGUGAAGCUGCGGACGAACUCGCCGCGAAUUGGCAGCCGGAAAACUCAGGCACAUGGCCGGAGGAGUGUGUCGUCCGGCGCUGUCUCCGGGUCCCGGAGAAGCCUUUCGGAUAGCUUUGCAAUUGUGAAGUCAUCACUGAAUCCUCAAAGGGACUUCAGAGAAUCAAUGGUGGAGAUGAUUGUGCAGAACAACAUAAGGACAUCAAAGGAUUUAGAGGAUCUUCUUGCUUGCUAUCUUUCUCUUAAUUCAGAUGAGUAUCAUGACCUCAUUAUCAAAGUGUUCAAGCAAAUAUGGUUUGAUUUAACUGAUAAUUAGUAGAAGAACAAGUAACAAAUUAUUGAGAUUUGAGACCAUUCUAAACGAGUUUCUCAAGUUUCUCUUUCUCACACAAUGUAUGUUUCACAUCACAUGUAAGUAAUAUUAAUAUCUUUGUUAAGCCUUAGCCAAUAUUUAAGGGUUACACUAUCCAAGACGGUUGCAUUUAUGAAAUGGAAAAACGAAAUUCAAUGCAAUUUGAGGCCUUUUUGUUAACUAGGAAAUAGUUCAAUUAAUUUAUAUAUGACCAGCAGAGUUCAGUUGCAUAUGGAAUUGGCAUGCAAACGUGUAAAAUGGUUUUUGAACACUAGCUUCAUUUGGAAUUUUGGACAAUUUUCUGUGAGUUUAGACAGGCAAAAGAAGUUUGCCACAAACGGGUGAUUGUAUUGUUUAUCUUUCUGUCAUCUUCGUCAAGAAAAAACUUAGAGCAUAAAAUUUGCUUCUGAAUUUUGGUACCUGAAUGGACCCAAAGUUGUUUGAGAACA